AUGUGCCCCUGCGCGCUGCACGGCGGGCCCCCCGCCGCUUGCCCCUGCAGCUCCGCCCGGCGCGGGGCGCGCUUCUCCGGGGCGCAGCUGGUGGCGGCCCGCCUGAAGCUGGUCGGGGAUGAGCUGCAGGAGCGGACCGCGUGGCGCAGGGCGAGCAGCAGGCGGGCUGCGGCCGGGAGAAGCCUGGCCACCUACCUGUGUCUGCUGUGCGCCGCCUCGCAGGUGGCCGCGCUGGUCUGGCUGAUCCGCAAGAGGAGCUGGUAGGGACAAGGGCUCGGGCAGGAGCUGAGAGCAUCCGGGAAGAGCAACAGGCUGGAGAAAACCCUGCACCCUUGGAGAAAAUCAUUUCCCCUUUUCCUGCAGGGAGUACAGAGUCUGAGCAGCAGCUGUGAUGAAUGGAGAAAGAAGAGGAGGAGGAUGAAAGAGGCUGGAGCAACGUGAAAGAAGAUUUGUA
This is a messenger RNA of Gopherus flavomarginatus (Mexican gopher tortoise), 454 nucleotides long. RefSeq names its product harakiri, BCL2 interacting protein (gene HRK). The transcript has 2 exons. The record is from RefSeq and is a predicted model, not a curated record. Bases 1 to 264 code for a protein of 87 amino acids. Gene Ontology annotation, biological process: positive regulation of apoptotic process. Lineage: Eukaryota; Metazoa; Chordata; Testudines; Testudinidae. Gene Ontology annotation, cellular component: mitochondrion.